AUGAAUUCAUCACAAGAUAUACUAGCAAAUAUUAUAUUAAAUAGAGAAUCAGAGUUAGAGGUCGAAAAACCAGAACACCAAGUUAAUAAUUCUCUUGGAAUUGAAGAAACAAAACAUCAAGUUAAUAAUUUACUUGAAGAAUUAGAGCACCAGCAUAACAAUUCACUCAAAAUCGAAGAAUCAGAAUAUCAAGCAAACAAUUCAUUCAUUAAUUUCUUGGAUGAAAUUAAGGAAGAUUAUAAACAAGGGAAUCCUCAAUUAUGCAUAGCAUUUAACAAAUUCUCAGAAAGAUAUAAAGCUGCCAAAUCGCUAUCAAUUUUAUGGUUGACUACUUUUUUCUAUAAUAUUAAUUAUACUUCGAUCCUUUGA
This is a messenger RNA of Dentiscutata heterogama, 369 nucleotides long. Lineage: Eukaryota; Fungi; Glomeromycota; Glomeromycetes; Diversisporales; Gigasporaceae. The record is from the annotation of a GenBank genome assembly.